Molecule: messenger RNA, 642 nt
Organism: Brettanomyces nanus
Lineage: Eukaryota; Fungi; Ascomycota; Pichiomycetes; Pichiales; Pichiaceae
Exons: 1
Coding region: 1-642 (213 amino acids)
Cellular component (GO): mitochondrion
Source: RefSeq, a predicted model, not a curated record
AUGUUCGCCCCAGGAAAACUGAUCCGUUUCCGCUCUAAUACACUCUACUCUCCGUGCAGACUUUUCCAUUUCUCUACUCGUCGGCUGAAUGAGAUCCCCAGCGGUCCGAAUUUUGAUACGCACGGCUUUGUGGCUCAAUUGGUGAAGGAAGGAUUCACCGAAAAGGAGGCUCAAUCAGCAGUUAAAAUCGUCACAAAGUCAAUUACUGAUGGAAUACAUCGAUAUGCUUCUAAUUUGGUUACAAAGGAAACCUUAAACAAGCUCUCAUACCAGCAGAAAGUGGAUUUUGCCAAGUUGAAAGGUGAGCUACAGAUGAUCGAUAAGUCAGAAUUCAACCUACUACGAAAUGAACAGGAAAGAAUGCGUAACGACAUAGAAAAGAUGAGUACCAAGUUCAAGGAAGAGAUUAAUAAGAGCUUGUCUUCGGUUCGUUUAGACCUAUCUUUGGAGAAGGGCCGUGUCAGAGAGGAGUCUUCAAUCUACGACUUGAAGAUCAAGGAAACAGACACUCGAAUCAACCAGGAGAUGUAUAAUUUGAAGGUCCAAAUCGAUAGUGUGAAAACAACGGUGAUGCAAUGGCUCUUUGGUGUUUGUACAGGUACAUUUGCUCUGAUCUUAGCAUACGUUAGGCUUGUUAGUUAG